This is a messenger RNA of Pangasianodon hypophthalmus (striped catfish), 4787 nucleotides long. RefSeq names its product rabaptin, RAB GTPase binding effector protein 1 (gene rabep1). NCBI's taxonomy places the organism in Eukaryota, Metazoa, Chordata, Actinopteri, Siluriformes, Pangasiidae. Gene Ontology annotation, molecular function: growth factor activity; GTPase activator activity. The transcript has 18 exons. The coding region runs from base 117 to 2651 and encodes 844 amino acids. The record is from RefSeq and is a predicted model, not a curated record. Gene Ontology annotation, cellular component: intracellular membrane-bounded organelle. Gene Ontology annotation, biological process: endocytosis.
CGCAGUGCGCCUUGUUUCUACAAUGACGUUGUCUAGUCUAUGGUCGCUUGUUUUGUUUGGCACUCCCUAGUUUUGUUUCUUCGAGCCGACGAUUAAAAGUCUGCCCCGGAGAAGCUAUGGCCGAAGAGGCCUCGGGAGCCGCCCGGCCGCCUGAGCACGACGGGCUUCUCCAGCAGCGUAUUGAGGAUCUGGAGCAGGAGCGGGCUGAGAUCCUCAAGCUCAAACAGCAGCUGGAGAUGGAGUUCAACCAGAAGCGUGCCAAGUUCAAGGAGCUCUAUUUGUCUAAAGAAGAGGAGCUGAAGCGUCAGGCAGCAUCUCUGGAGAGCGCCCAGGCAGAGCUGAGCCAUGUGCAGACCCAGCUGGCUGAGGCCAAGGCCGAGAUGGAGAACAUCAAAGCCGUGGCCACCGUCUCGGAGAACACCAAGCAGGAGGCCAUCGACCAGGUCAAGCAGCAGUGGCAGGAGGAGGUGGCGUCUUUACAGGCAAUCAUGAAAGACACGUUGCAGGAAUACGAGGUGCAAUUCCACCAACGACUAGAGCAGGAACGAACGCAGUGGGCACAGUAUCGCGAAGGGGUCGAGAGAGAACUGGCCGAACUGCGGCGCCGCCUCUCUGAGGGCCAGGUGGAGGAGAACCUGGAGAACGAGAUGAAGAAGGCCCAGGAGGAUGCUGAGAAACUUCGCUCUGUGGUGAUGCCGAUGGAGCAUGAAAUCGCCGCCCUGAAGGCCAAGCUGACGAGCGCAGAGGAGCGGGUUAAAGAGCUCGAAGCAGCUAAGGUGAAGGAGCUCAACCAUGUUCUCGAGGCUGAGAAGUCAUGCCGGACUGAUUUGGAGAUGUAUGUUGCUGUCCUCAAUACCCAGAAAUCUGUCCUCCAGGAGGAUGCAGAAAAACUUCGGAAAGAGCUCCAUGAAGUGUGUCAUAUGUUGGAGCUCGAGCGGCAGCAGCACAACCAGUUGAAGCACACUUGGCAGCGUGCCAACGACCAGUUCCUGGAGUCGCAGCGGCUGCUGAUGCGAGAUAUGCAACGCAUAGAGAGUGUGCUGAGCUCUGAACAGCUGCGCCAGGUCGAGGAGAUGAAGAGGAGGGACCAGGAGGAGGAUGAGAAGGAACGGCUUAGUCAGGCUCAAGAAGCUGGCGAGGAUGAUGGCGCAGACCACACGGAUGCUGCAGAGGACUCUUUCCUCGGUCUUUCUAUAGAGGAGUCCCACCUGAACCACAGCAUCCACAGCUCUAUACACUCGCUGGACGAGGACAGGCCAGACUCGUGCGACCCCUGUAGAGAUGGCCUCCGUCGCGUCCAGUCCACAGACAGCUUGGGCUCUUCCGGAAACGCCCUGCAACCCCAAGGACUCAACCACAAAGCCAAAUCAGCCAGCAACCUGGACGAGUCUGAGUUCGGCCCGCUGGUCGGGGCCGAGUACAGCCCUUCUGUGGCACCCUCUAUCGGCUCCUUGCCUUUCCUCCUCACCAAGGACCAGGAGAAGGCCAUCAAGGCCAUGACACCCGAGCAGGAGGAGACGGCGUCACUGCUCUCGAGCAUCUCACAGCGGCUCGAUGCCACGUACCUGCCUCCAGCCGGCUACCGAUUGGUCAGCGACUCGGAGUGGAACCUGCUUCAGCAGGAGCUGAAGAACGCAGGGAGGAAGUUGGGCCGGCGUUGUGACAUGUGCUCCAAUUAUGAGAAGCAGCUUCAGGUCAUUCAGGGGCAGGAGGCGGAGACGCGAGAUCAGGUGAAGAAGCUGCAGGCCAUGCUUCGGCAGGCCAACGAUCAGCUAGAGAGGACGAUGAACGAGAAGCAGGAGUUGGAAGACUCAGUGAAGCAGGGCCAUGAAGAAACCAACACUAAGGUCUCAGCACUGAUGCAGAAAGUCCAGGAGUCGGAGUCGAUGCUGAGCGCGCUCCAGCAAGCCUUCAGCCAGGCCAAGAGGAACACCCAGGAACAGAUGGCUGUGUUGCUGAAAUCCCGGGAACAGGUGGCUGAGGAGCUGAGCAGGCUGCAGAGAGACAACGAGAGUCUACAGGGCAAACACAGACUUCACCUGACGUUGCAGCAGGAGGAGAACUUCCAGAUGCCCACAACCACCCAGGAGCUCCAGUCUUUGGUGCAGCAGUACCGCGAGGACAUCGUCUCAGUGCGCACGGCAUCAGAGCACCUGGAAGAGAAGCUGAAGGCCGAGAUCUUGUUCCUGAAGGAGCAGAUCCAGGCAGAGCAGUGCCUCAAAGAGAACCUAGAGGACACACUACAGCUGGAGAUCGAGGGAUGCAAAGAGGAGAUUGCGUCUUUCUCCAGCCUGAAGACGGAGUUGGAGCGAGUCAAGACUGAAAAAGAGCAGCUAGAGAGCAGCCUGGCGGAGAAGAGCCAAGCAUUAGAGAGUGUCCAGGGUCUGAAAAGCAGCUUGGAGGAACAGCUCAAAGACGCACUCUCCAGCAAGACUGCCCUGGAGAGUCAAGUGUUCGAUGAGAAGGACAAAGCACAGAGACUACAGACAGAGCUGGAUGUCAGCGAGCAGGUCCAGAGAGACUUUGUCAAGCUUUCACAGACUCUGCAGGUCCAGUUGGAGAGAAUCCGGCAGGCGGACUCUUUAGAGCGAAUCCGCGCCAUCCUCAAUGACACCAACCUGACAGACAUCAGCCAGCUUCCUGAGACAUGAUACUCCUCAUCCAGCAUCCUUCUUUCUUUCCCUUUCUUCCUUCACACACAUACAUCCACACACACAAACACUUUUGUCCCUAUGUUUCUCAGACCUCCCACCACCUCACUGCGUCUGCUCUGGGGCAGGACACUGGCGUGAGGCGACCUGGGCUUUUUAAAAACACUCCAAUGUACCUCCAAAAAAAAAAAAAAAAAAAAAGGCUCUGACACGUGAGAGAACACUACGACUAUUUACUACGGCUCUUAGAGCAUGUGACUAAAUGUGAAACGUCUCUGUGUGUCUUUCCCAUCAUGCUUCACUCUGUUCUUGGCCUACUUUCUUACUUCUGCACCAUCUGCUGAGCCUAAAAGAUGGGGACUUAUGAAGGAUCUUGUACAUACCUGUGUGUAUACAGAAUAUAUGUAUAUUGCAUUAAGUUAAUUUGGCCGUAUGUGUGGCUUCCAGCCGUUUUCCUGCGUCCGUGACUCAUUUCAUAAUUAUAACUCGUGCUGUGUCAGUAUUCCUCCCUUUUGUCCUUUUGUCCUUUUUCUUUAAAAGACUUACCGGACAAAUCGAGGACCUCCACCACUCAGUCAAGCGACUGCGAUUUUUCAAAAUCGUGGUCCGUUUGGUGGGUCUGAUGACAUUUGUGGUUUUCCUGUUCUCUAUGUCUGAACCUGGCAAUUCUUUCCAUCAUUGAUUCACGACAAACUGAGAUCUGCAGAGAUGGCUUUAAGGUCGGACGGGAAGACACUAAGUGUGUAGCCGCUGCUAUGUUCCAAUGUCCAGUAACACUGUAAAGCUCAGUGAGGUGAGUACCAUGUUCAUCAUUACUAUAUGAAAACUGUGCAGCAUGAGAUGAAUUAAUACUGCACACGAGGAAUUCUGAACCAAAGGCAAGCGAAAUGAGGUUUGAUUUGAGUAGAAAAAUAUGACAAUUUUGUCUGCUUCUUAAACACCUGAAUUAGUUCGGGAUCAUUUCAGGGGUGGACAAAUCAUAAAUUUAUUCGUCUCUAAUAAAGUCAUGUUUUGAGGCUGAGAAACCUAAGAGGCUUUUUUAACAAAUAAAAAUUUAAAAAAGCUAACUUAAAAAAAAGCUAAUGUAAUGUAAAAACAUAUCCCAGGCUUGUUUGCUAGUUAUGUAUGUAAAUUCCAAAAAAAAAAAAAAAAAUCAGCAUCGAGGAGAAGCAUGUAUUGUUUAAUUGUGCAUACCAAAUAAACUCUUUCGUUUGGAAAAAUCAAUAACAAGUAGUGUGUUUUUCUUUCUCAGGUCGUUGAACGAGAGAAGAAAAACAAAAAUAAAAAAAUGCUAAAAGUCCAGACGCGAAAAGAUCAUUAUCAGGCGAUUUGUCCACUCCUGCAUGUGACUCACUUUUCUAAACCAGCUCAUAUGGUAAUAACAUACGUGAAUAAUUUGUACAAAUUACACAGAAAUUCUUGAAUGUCUUGAAUAUAGCGCUACUGAUUUUCACUAGAAGUGCAGCUGUGAUUGAAAAGUGUUGAAAUCACAGUUACAGUCUUGAGUUCUCGAGUGUGGUGUGGCAAUUCAUUUACCCGACUGUUUCAGAGCUUUUCUCAGAAAUUUGGUUCGACACAAACACAAUUUCCUAAGUGGUCGCUGAUGACAAGCGAGUUUCUCCCAUCUAGACGACACAAGUUUACACAAACGCUGCUGGUUAAAUGUGAGCAGCACUUCCUGGCCUGAAGUGUUUUUUUUUUUUUUUUUUUUUUUUAAACUAAUGUGUGUCAUCUUUAUCUUUUUAAUUUGUAUCCAUUCUGUCCAUCUCUUGGUUCAUGUAAAACUCAACACUCAAAACACAGGCUAUAGUUGUGGAUUUUGCUGCUUCCCCAUUUGAUUCUAUUCGAUAGGAACAUCACACGGAGACACAAUGAACUUUUGUCUGUUUUCUAACUACCUUUUAAAUAUUCACGAAGCUCUAAACGACACAAUAAUAUCGUGUGUGGAUUAAACUGAGUGACGAGUUCAAUUUCCUCUAAUCCAGUAUGAUUUUAUGGUUCUACUUGCUUUGUGGAAAACCGCAGUUUAAUGACAACAUUAAUGGUUCUUGUUCUGUUCGCAUGGAAGAUUUAUAUACUGUACUGUGUACAUAUCUCUGUACAUAUCUAAUAAACCAAACUGUACUUAAAGCACAA